Pseudoliparis swirei is the source of this 1289-nucleotide messenger RNA. RefSeq names its product SBDS ribosome maturation factor (gene sbds). The record is from RefSeq and is a predicted model, not a curated record. The transcript has 5 exons. The coding region runs from base 123 to 872 and encodes 249 amino acids. Lineage: Eukaryota; Metazoa; Chordata; Actinopteri; Perciformes; Liparidae. Gene Ontology annotation, biological process: ribosome biogenesis; cytosolic ribosome assembly.
ACGACGGACACUCAUGGAAACGCACUGAUAGCGCACUGACGACGCAGUUAUAUGAAGCAUACUAUUUUUUCUCUUUGAACAGCAGCUUUGCAACCCAGCACUCGGUCCUGAUAAAGAUAAAUAUGUCUAUAUUUACGCCAACAAACCAAAUACGACUGACAAAUGUGGCGGUGGUGCGGAUGAAGAAGGGAGGGAAGCGGUUUGAAAUUGCCUGCUACAAGAAUAAAGUUGUGAACUGGCGAGCCGGAGCAGAGAAAGAACUGGACGAGGUUCUGCAGACACACUCUGUCUUCGUUAAUGUGUCCAAAGGGCAGGUGGCGAAGAAGGAUGACUUGACCAAGUCUUUUGGGACAGAUGAUCUGACAGAAAUCUGUAAAGAGAUCCUGACCAAGGGAGAACUCCAAGUGUCAGACAAGGAAAGGCAUUCUCAGCUGGAGACGAUGUUCCGGGACAUUGCGACUAUCGUGGCAGAGAAAUGCGUCAACCCUGAGACCAAGAGGCCAUACACGGUCAAUCUCAUUGAGGCGGCGAUGAAGGACAUCCACUACUCUGUCAAGCCCAACAAGAGCUCGAAACAGCAGGCUCUGGAAGUGAUCCGGCAGCUGAAGGAGUCCAUGGAGAUCCAGAGGGCCCACAUGAGGCUGCGAUUGGUGCUGCCAGCCAAGGAGGCCAAGAAGUUGAAGGAGAAGCUGAAACCACUCCUGCAGGUUGUGGAGAGUGAAGAUUUUGAUGAGCAGCUGGAAAUGGUGUGCCUGGUGGAUCCCGGCUGCUUCAGGGAGAUCGAUGAGCUGAUCCGCUGUGAUACCAGAGGCCGAGGAUCUCUGGAGGUUCUCAAUCUGAAGGACGUGGAGGAGGGAGAUGAGAAAUUCUAGGAACCCCAGCCUGUCGGGACUCUGCACCUUAUCCACACUAACGUGCCACACCUCGGCGCACAAAGAGUAUAUUUUCAAGGAAAUUCAUGCUAAUUUACCUUUUCAGAGUUUCUAUCAUGUAUUGGAUUUGUCUAACUUUGCCAGAUUUGCAUGCUGGGUGGAAUGUAUUUUCGAAAGUGUGUUUGAGCAUUCAUACCCAAACACGCCGAUCAGUAAAUAGUUCUGUUUUGCAUCCACCUAUUUAUUUAGGUUAAUUUCUGUACGAUUAACAGAACUUUUCUGCCUUCCAUCAGCCUUUGUGUGCCAUGUAGUCAUGCUCAAAUCCCAGUUUUAUGGAUCAAUACUUCAAAACAACAACUUAUAUUUUGUCAUAACGAACAAGCUUGCUCUGCAGCAAAUAAAUAUGUAACUAAAUUG